Messenger RNA from Tupaia belangeri chinensis (Chinese tree shrew), 2948 nucleotides. It is a transcript of the gene WDR43, whose product is annotated as WD repeat domain 43. NCBI's taxonomy places the organism in Eukaryota, Metazoa, Chordata, Mammalia, Scandentia, Tupaiidae. Gene Ontology annotation, biological process: maturation of SSU-rRNA from tricistronic rRNA transcript (SSU-rRNA, 5.8S rRNA, LSU-rRNA). The transcript is spliced from 18 exons. Gene Ontology annotation, molecular function: protein binding. The record is from RefSeq and is a predicted model, not a curated record. Gene Ontology annotation, cellular component: nucleolus. The coding region runs from base 31 to 2061 and encodes 676 amino acids.
ACACGUGGCUGCCGCGGAGCCAGAGCAGCAAUGGCGGCGGGCGGCGGCGGUGGCCGCGACCCCCUGGCCCCAGCGGGGGUCCCCUGCGCCUUCUCCCCUCAGAGCCAGGCCUAUUUUGCUUUGGCCUCUACUGAUGGUCACCUGCGAGUGUGGGAGACAGCUAACAACCGGCUGCAUCAGGAGUACGUGCCUUCCGCGCACCUCAGCGGUACCUGCACCUGCUUGGCCUGGGCGCCAGCGCGGCUGCAGGCCAAGGAAAGUCCUCAGAGGAAAAAAAGGAAAUCAGAAGCUAUAGGAACUGGUGACCAGAUUGACUUGUUGGCGCUUGGUACAGCAGUUGGUAGCAUUUUAUUAUACAGUACAGUAAAAGGAGAAUUACACAGUAAAUUAAUAAGUGGUGGACAUGACAACAGAGUCAAUUGCAUACAGUGGCAUCAAGACGGUGGCUGUUUAUAUAGUUGUUCAGAUGAUAAACAUAUUGUGGAAUGGAACAUACAGACCUGCAAAGUAAAGUGCAAAUGGAAAGCUGACAACAGCAGUGUCAGUUCCCUGUGCAUCAGCCCAGAUGGAAAGAUGUUACUUUCAGCAGGUCGAACAAUCAAACUGUGGGUUUUGGAGACCAAAGAAGUCUACAGACACUUCACAGGGCACGCGACGCCAGUUUCAUCACUUAUGUUCACUACUAUCAGACCUCCUAACGAGAGCCAGCCCUUUGAUGGAAUUACAGGUCUUUAUUUCUUAUCUGGAGCAGUGCAUGACCGGUUACUUAAUGUCUGGCAGAUCCGGUCAGAAAACAAAGAGAAGAAUGCAGUGAUGUCUUUUACAGUUACAGACGAGCCUGUCUAUAUCGACUUGACUUUGUCGGAAAACAAAGAAGAGCCUGUCAAAUUAGCUGUGGUUUGCAGAGAUGGUCAAGUCCAUCUUUUUGAACACAUAUUAAAUGGGUACUGCAAAAAGCCCUUGACUUCAAACUGCACAAUUCAGAUAGCAACACCUGGGAAAGGCAAGAAAUCAACACCAAAACCAAUCCCUAUUCUAGCAGCUGGGUUUUGCUCAGACAAAAUGUCCUUGUUGCUUGUAUAUGGCAAUUGGUUUCAGCCUGCUAUUGAGCGAGUGGCUUUAAACUCCAAAGAACCUCAUAUGUGUUUAGUAAGGGAUAUUUCAAACAGCUGGGUCCCAAAAGUAGAAACGGCUAUAACAAAGGUGAGAACACCGAUGAUGAAUUCUGAAGCAAAAGUUCUGGUGCCAGGGCUACCUGGUCACCACGCAGCUAUCAAGCCUCUUCCGCAAGCUGAGGAAGUAGAGAGCAAGAGGAAAUUAGGGGGAAAUGAGGUUAGCAUUGAAGAACGCCUGGGAGCAAUGGAUAUAGAGACAAAGAAAGAAAAGGAUGACCUCCUACAGACCAAUAGCUUUCCAGUUCUUCUUGCACAAGGUUUAGAAAGUAAUGAUUUUGAAAUGCUAAAUAAAGUACUGCAAACUAGGAAUACAAACCUAAUAAAGAGGACUGUGUUAAGGAUGCCCCUGCAUGCUGUUAUUCCAUUGUUGCAAGAGCUUACAAAGAGGUUGCAAGGACACCCUAAUAGUGCUGUUUUAAUGGUUCAGUGGCUGAAAUGUGUGUUAACGGUCCAUGCAUCAUACCUAUCCACAUUGCCUGACCUGGUGCCCCAGCUUGGGACGCUCUACCAGCUGAUGGAAAGCAGAGUCAAAACUUUUCAGAAACUCUCACAUCUUCACGGAAAGCUUAUUCUUCUAAUCACACAGGUUACGGCAUCAGAGAAAACAAAGGGAAUGACUUCCCCUGGACAGAAGGCAAAGCUAGUAUAUGAAGAAGAAUCUUCUGAAGAGGAGUCUGAUGAUGAAAUAGAAGAUAAGGAUUCAGAUGAUAAUUGGGAUGAAGAUGAGGAAGAGAAAGACAGUGAAAAAGAAGAGGAUAUUGAUGAAGAGAAUGAAGAGGAAGAUGAAGAUACCGAAGAAAAUGGUGAGGACAGAGAUGUAGCAAGUGAAAAAGAGUUAAAUGGAGAUUCUGAUUUAGAUCCUGAAAAUGAAAGUGAAGAAGAAUGAAGACAAAAGCAAGCCGAUUGAACUGUGUAAACUCUGGCUCACGUUGCCCAGGGCUGCAGAGUUCUCCUGGGGAGGGUUGACUGUGCCAGGAUGCCAAGGACCACUAUGCGUUUCCAAAUUUUACAGCGAUGGUUCCCACACCACCUGCUGUCCUGAGCACCCCAAACUUAACUGUGUAAAUAAGAGUGUUUCCUUCAAAUGUUAAUAAACUUUACACAGUAAAUAGAUAAAUUUUCUGCAAUGUAUUGACAUGAGUGUCCAAUAUAUGGUAUAUUUUUAUAAUAUAUCCCAGUAUGAUUGGUUAUAUCAAGAAUUGACGUGAGGAUAACAACCUUUCCGUCUGGAUCAAGAACUGGACUACCGUGAAGGGAUCAGCUCUGUCUCAGGUUGGUAUCUUUCAUCAAAUCCAGAAGCAAGGUGACACUAGGGAAUCAUUUUUUAAUUUGGUAUAUAUUUAAUUUGACAAUUUCAUAAAACAUGAAGGGAUAAUGAAAAAUGAUUGUGAUUAAAGAAACAAACCAACAGACACUGGUAUCCCUGACUUGUCUGUUACCUGUGGUAAUCUGGCAGGAGUCAGCUCAGAUUUGGGCGUGUUUCCCAAAGAUAACUACUUAUUUUUAAAGCUGUCAUGUGAAAUAUUUUUUUAAGACUAAACAAAACAAAAUUAUGCUAAUGGAAAAACAAAACUUAGCCAUAUUAAAGGUUUUUUUUUCCUUACUGCAGAUUGCCUGUAAAGACUCAUCAGUAUAUAGAUUUUAGACAUGCUCAUUACUUGCGACUUUUUAAAAAAUCCAGUUAAACUGCGCUGCUUUUGAGGAGGUUUUCAUUUUUAUUUAAAUUACUAAUGGAUCAAAGAACAAUUGUUUAUUUUUUUCUCUUUGGUUUUA